This is a messenger RNA of Abrus precatorius (Indian licorice), 1424 nucleotides long. Its product is annotated as 1-aminocyclopropane-1-carboxylate oxidase homolog 1-like. The transcript is spliced from 3 exons. Bases 143 to 1252 code for a protein of 369 amino acids. Lineage: Eukaryota; Viridiplantae; Streptophyta; Magnoliopsida; Fabales; Fabaceae. The record is from RefSeq and is a predicted model, not a curated record.
AUCCCAGUACAAUGUUAACCCGACAUGUUAGAAUGUUAGACUUGUAUUCUAGUACUCAACAUUUACUUUUCUAACUCCUUAUCAUCAAUGUUUUCAUUCCAGAACUAAAUACUACACUGCUGUUGUUUUAUAACUUAGCAAUAUGGUGGUCACCACUAGCACAAUUGAGUUAGAGACAAGCAGAGCUGAACGAGAAUCUUUUGAUGAAACAAAACUUGGUGUGAAAGGGCUCUUGGAUUCUGGAGUGACAAAGAUUCCACGCAUGUUCUAUUCUACCAAGUUGGAAGGUUACACUGAGACAUCACAAAGUGGCUCAAAUUUGAGUGUUCCCAUCAUAGACCUCAAAGACAUACACACAAACUCAACCCUUCAUGUUGAAGUUCUAAACAAUAUUAGAAGUGCAUGCAAGGAGUGGGGUUUUUUCCAAGUGGUCAAUCAUGGUAUUCCUAUUGAGGUUUUGGAUGAGAUGAUUUGUGGAAUUCGUAGGUUUCAUGAACAAGAUGCUGAGGUGAGGAAAAGCUUUUACAGCAGGGAUAGUGAAAAGAGAGUAAGAUAUUUCUCUAAUGGUAGUUUGUUUAGAGACCUAGACCAGGGUGCCAAUUGGAGGGAUUCAAUUGCAUUUGUUGCAAAUCCUGAUCCUCCUAACCCAGAAGAAAUACCAGCAGUGUGUAGAGAUAUUGUGACUGAAUACUCAAAGAAAGUGAGGGCAUUGGGUGUUACAAUCUUUGAGUUAUUGUCAGAGGCUCUUGGUCUUGAUCCAUCCUAUCUUGAAAAAAUGGAUUGUGCUGAGGCACUUUUUAUUAUGGGUCAAUAUUAUCCAGCAUGUCCUGAACCUGAAUUAACACUAGGCUCUACAAAGCACACUGAUAUGGACUUCAUGACAAUUCUGCUGCAAGAUCAGAUGGGUGGUCUUCAAGUUCUUCAUGAUAAUCACUGGAUUAAUGUUGCGCCUGUGCAUGGUGCACUUAUUAUAAACAUUGGAGAUCUUCUACAGCUUAUGACAAAUGACUUGUUCAUCAGUGUUUAUCACCGAGUAUUAUCAAGAAAUAUAGGCCCUAGGAUUUCUGUAGUAAGCUUCUUUAUGAAUUUCACUAUGUCCAAGUGUACAUCAAAGGUUUAUGGUCCAAUAAAGGAAUUGUUGUCAGAAGAAAACCCUCUAAUCUAUAGAGGCAUUACUAUGGCUGAUUUCUUGACACAUUAUUAUUCAAAAGGCCUUGAUGGGAACUCUUGCUUGCAGCCUUUCAGGAUAUGAAUCAUAUCUACAUAUAUAAAUAGGUGCACUCUGUACUCGUUAUACAUUAAGCCUUUGACUGUAAUUUUCUGUAUCUAAGAAAUUUAAAGGACAUUUGAUAUUUAUACUAUAUCGAAUUUGGAGUUUCUGUAAUAUGACAAUAACAUCAUAUAUCUUUUUCUGUUGUCACCCU